Messenger RNA from Vitis riparia (riverbank grape), 2091 nucleotides. RefSeq lists its product as uncharacterized. The transcript is spliced from 2 exons. Bases 750 to 1121 code for a protein of 123 amino acids. NCBI's taxonomy places the organism in Eukaryota, Viridiplantae, Streptophyta, Magnoliopsida, Vitales, Vitaceae. The record is from RefSeq and is a predicted model, not a curated record.
AACAAUUGUUAUGUUUUAUCUUCACUUCUUUCUUGAUAAUUUAGUAUUUUUCUUUUAAUUUUUUAACAGGAAAGGGUUGGGAGUUUGACAGGAGGUAUUGAGUUUCUCGAGCUUUGUGGGUUUGAGAGAACUGAAGAUGGUGAAUUCUUAUUUCUACCUCAGGAGAAGGUUGACAUGGCAGUCUUGAAUUCAGCUGGAUCUGUGUUGAACUCUGCAAUGACAAACCCCUUCUUUGGAGUUUUUUCAAGUUGAAAAGAAUGAAAAGUUCCAAGAAAAAUUUGGCUAUGGAUGAAAUAACGAACAACAUAGGAAGAAAAUAUACAUGUUCAACCACUAUAGGUUGCCAUGGUCUCAUGCCUUAUGCUGGCUGUAUGUAGUGUAGGGAUAUUAAAUUGUACAAAACAUAAUAUAUGGCUUGGAAUUAAUACGAAUAGAAGCUCUAUUUUAUACUAAGGGUUCAAAUUAAGAUUUAUGAAACAAAAGUCAUUCAUAGAAUUUCACGCAUUAUAAUACGAUUUGCGUGAAGAACUUGUGCCAUUUUCGUUUCAUAAAUUUCAAGUAUUCUGAUGAGAUAUGAUCUUUGUGGAAGCUACUGCAGAUAGCUGUAUGUGAGAUCAUAGGCUGUUUCUCCAUUUAUUUUUUGGUUUGGAAGUUGGCUGGGUACUGGUUUGGCACUGUUGGAAAUCCAUCAAUCUUCCAUCAUUAACCUACGAAACUCCACCACUUGGUCUCCUUCCAGUUCCAGGAAAAUGUUGAGCCCUCCCUCAGCUGUCGGCCCUGGCAACAGGAAGACAAUGCCUGGUUUAACAACUACUGGAGAAGCACAUUUAAGUCUACCCCAAGCGAACUCCUCUUCUUCCAAGCCCAGCCUCCACCACGCUACAAGUGAGAAGCUGUCUUCUCUACAAGCUCCCUCACGCUGGCUCUUGCGAACCCAGGGACCAAUGCAUUUCCAGCAAAUCCCACCGGGGCUUGUGGCACAACCCUGGUUCGAGUAUCCACCGGAAACAACAUGGUCGAAAUCUUCCCCUCUGCCAUCUCCACUGCUAUGCUCCUUGCCUUCCAUAUCUUCGCUGCCACAGCUUGAAAAGUGGUGCAGUUUUUCAACUUCCCAUCCCUGAGGGCUGCCUUCUUUAAACCUUGGAUGUUGAUAGGUGAAAGAUGGAUCAGGUGAAUCUGAUCAUGCCUCCCGGAUUUCUCAAUGGGGGCAUCACUGGUUCCGCGGAGGGUGAAUGGGCUAUCUGUAUCAAUGGCUCUUGAGUACUCAAAAUGAGGGUGACUGAUUUGUGGUGGAUUCCGUGCUCUGAAUAUGCUCCUAUCCGGGUUCGGUACCACGACCAAGCCUUCGCCGCGAGUCAGGGAAGCCAAGUUCAUCUCAAGAUCAUGAAUGGCCACACCGUCUAGGAUGCAGUGGUAAUAUCUUGAUCCCAGGGCCAGGCCUCCACACCCAAACUGUGUCAACUGCCAUCAAUGAAAGAAAGAAGCUCAGCCUCAAAACACACUCGCAUUGCUACAAACAAGACACAUAAACCCUGAACCAGAGCACAGAAAGAACCUGAAAAAAACCCAGAGGCUUGUCUUUCAGCUCCAGCUCAUCUUCAGCCUCUUCACGCAAGAAAGCAACCAACCGCUCGAACUCCGGCUUGGGCGCCAUGAGCUCACCGAGCUGGCACAACGUAGUCUUGGUGGUGGCUGCAGCAACCACGAACCCUGCAUUGUUGCAGUCGAUCUCGAGCCGGUUACUUGCCUCCAGAGAUGGCACCAGCCUUCCAGCCAAGAAGUCGUAAGACACGAGUACCUGGGAUAUCGCGCGGCAUAGGCGGUGAAAUGCCUCUGAGAGGCUCAUCUGAUUCGCAGGAGGAUCGAAGAAGGAUACUGAUUCUUGGUAUGCAACGAGGGUUAGGUCUAUGUUUGAUAAGAAAACACGCCGGCGCGGUGUUGGCGUCUCCGGUAGAACCAUCAUUCUCUCCACCAACUUCACGUCCUCCAUUUUGUCCGCCGUAUGUAUGCACUUGUAAGUAAACGAGAAAUAUCAUCUUAGAGAGAACAAAAACGGACGUUGUAAUUGCCAUUUUAAGUCGAUUAACAUAA